AUGGAUGCCGCAUCCAUAGAAAGUACGGAGAUGAGUACGGAGGCUGACGCCUCGCAUGUAAUGGAUGAUUCUGCUGCAAAUUCCGAAGAUGGAACUGAAACCAAAAGCGCACAGGACGCUUUUGGGGGCACAGAUUUUCAGCUUAAUACAACUCACGACGAACACACAGAAAACGAAUUUAAAUCGCCGAUUAUCAUCCCACUUUCGCUUUUGACGUCGACGUCGAAAAAGAAACAUGAGAUUUCAGAGAAAGAAGAGGAGGUAGUACAGCAGUCAUCUAAAUAUACAAGUUCGGAUGCUAAUGCUGAAUUUGACAAUAAGUAUAUAAAUUCAGAAGCCCUGGAAAACAAGGAUACUGAAGUGCUGGCAAACAAAUCAUCCGUUUCCUACGAAGAACCAGAAUGGAGUGGCAAGCCAGAGGGAGAGUAUAGUUUUGAUGUUUUGAAAAAUGGCAGUAUUAUUGACACGGUGUCGCUAAAAACUCGAUCGUUUUACGUGUUUGGCAGACUUCCUAGCUGUGAUGUGACCUUAGAACACCCAUCGCUGUCUAGAUACCAUGCCGUGUUGCAGUAUAAUUGCAUCUCUACCCCUUCUCGGGAAAAGGGUUGGUAUGUUUACGACUUGGAUAGCACGCAUGGGACAUGGGUUAAUAAAAAGAAAAUUUCUCCAAAAGUGUAUCAUCGACUCAGAGUUGGUCACAUUGUCAAGUUUGGAGGAAGUUCUAGGCUACAUAUACUUCAGGGACCUGCAGAAGAUAUAGAAGAUGAAAGUGAAUUGACAGUCACAGAGCUGAAGGAGCAGCGUGAGAAACUUCAGAAGGAGACAGAAUUACUUCGACAGAUAGAAGUGCAGGAAAAAUUACAGAGGCAAGAAGCAGAGCAGAAAUUAUUAGAGGACAGGGGUUGUGGCUGGGGAAUAGAUGAAGAUGCGGAAGAAGUUGGGGAAGAAAACCCAUAUGCUACUUUAGUUCCAGAGAAUGAAAGCUUGUACAUUGAUGACCCAAAAAAGGCUUUGAAGGGAUUUUAUGAACGAGAAGGAUGUGAUCUACCAGACUACCAGUUUACAGAUGGAGGCAUUGGCAAACAUAAGUGCAGACUAGAGUUACCAGUGGAUGGACCAAAUGGCGAGGAACUGGUUGCUGAGGCAGUGGUAACCGGGAAGAAAAAAGAUGCUGUCGUAGCGUGUGCGUUAGAGGCAUGCCGAAUUCUAGACAGGCUGGGCUUACUUCGUGCAUCAUCCCAUGAGAGUAGGAAGCGGAAGCAGAAAAAAUGGGAAGAUGAUGACUUCUAUGACAGUGACGAAGACACAUUUCUGGACCGGACAGGAACCAUCGAGAAGAAGAGGUUUAUACGGAUGAAAAAUGCCGGCAAAUCUGAGCCUGAAACUUACGAAUCCCUGCUUGAGAAGUACAAUACGGUAGCAAAACAGAUUGAAGAAAUAGAAGGCAAGCUGCAGAAGGCCAAAGAAGAGGCAGAUGCUAGAGCGUCGGAAGAAAUGGAUGAACUGGAGGCAUACAUGGUGUCCAUUAAGGCAGGAGCCAUGGACACAAAGACUCGGAUUCAGUUAAAGGGAGAGCUGCUGAGACUGAGGGCCGAGGAGCAGAGGCUGAGGAGGUUGGUCAACAUAGCCAAACCUGCAUCAUUACCUCCCCUCAAACCAAGCAUAUCACAAACUUCCCCCAACCCAACCCCGACCGCAGAUUCCUUGUCAAGGAAACUUCAUGCUCAGCAAAAGCAACAGAAAAAGCCAACAUUAGUCAAGAUACCAUCAAGAGUUCCAGUUCAACCAGUCAGUUUUGAAGAAGUAGAAGAGGAAGAGGAGGAGGAGGAAGAGGAAGACGAUACAAAAGAGGCAAAGUGUGACCAGCAAAAGCCAGUGAAACCUCAGAGUCAUCUCCCCGCUCCUAAAACAGAUGAAAGCUUAAAUAGUUCAGGCAAACUUAAACCUACAGCGCAGUCUGCCAGUACAUUUAAAGGACCUUCCCGCCCUCCUUCAGAGGAGACUGAUACCAGGCAUGGUAGAAACUCUAAACCUCCACACCAUCUUUCAACGGCCGCUGUUUUAAACGCACUGGAAAAAAAGCAGAGUGCCCAGAAAGGAAAGCCUGUUACAGAUUCUAAAUUUGAACCCGCAGAUCCUGACUAUGCAAUGUGGCUUCCCCCAGAAGAACAAUCUGGAGAUGGUCGGACGAGUCUCAAUGACAAGCUGGGCUACUAA
Candidula unifasciata is the source of this 2217-nucleotide messenger RNA. NCBI's taxonomy places the organism in Eukaryota, Metazoa, Mollusca, Gastropoda, Stylommatophora, Geomitridae. The record is from the annotation of a GenBank genome assembly.